UUAAUUUGAGAAGCUUAUUUGGAAUCUGCAGUCAACAGUUCGAUACGUUAUGGCUAGUUAUAUCCUCAACAUGUUUGACAAAGAGAGAAGAAUCAAUUUUUGCCGUUUGAACAGUCAAUUGGACAAAUUUGAUUGGCGUAAAAAAAUUUGUGGUGACGAAGCUCGUUUCACUUUUGAUAGCCAGGGUAUUGUUUCUCAGUACUUUGGACCAUCCAGCCGUAACGUGGAGCGACAAGUUUUUGUUUGGGCAUGCCUCUCGGUUCAAGGACCUCGCAUGAUUCGACUGAUUGAAGAAAAAUUUGACACUCGCAUGUAUAUCGCUUUGCUGCAACGUGACGUGCUGCCACAUGUUUCUCGCCAGUCUUGUUUCAUACAAGAUCACUUCCCUGUCCACGUCGCUUCAGCUGUUAAGACCUGGAUGAAGGAAAAUGAUUUCCAUUUAUUUCCCUCUUGGCCCGAAAAGUCAGGCGAUAUCAUGCCUCUAAACUCUGUUUUUUCAAGAGUAGUAAUGGAUGUUAACAAGCAACAUCAACCGAUUCAUUCGAAAGAAAUGUUAUGGGCCGAAAUUGAACGCUACUUUUCGUUACUGUCAACCGAUGAUGCAUACGUAACGGAUAUUUUUGACUCAAUGCCUGUAAAUAUGAAAAGAGUUGUGGUCAAUAAUGGGGAACUUUUGGAAUAAAAGUUAUUACAAAUCCGAAA
Molecule: messenger RNA, 702 nt
Organism: Daphnia pulicaria
Lineage: Eukaryota; Metazoa; Arthropoda; Branchiopoda; Diplostraca; Daphniidae
Exons: 2
Coding region: 50-682 (210 amino acids)
Molecular function (GO): nucleic acid binding
Source: RefSeq, a predicted model, not a curated record